Lathyrus oleraceus (garden pea) is the source of this 1775-nucleotide messenger RNA. RefSeq names its product glucan endo-1,3-beta-glucosidase 7. Gene Ontology annotation, molecular function: hydrolase activity, hydrolyzing O-glycosyl compounds. NCBI's taxonomy places the organism in Eukaryota, Viridiplantae, Streptophyta, Magnoliopsida, Fabales, Fabaceae. The transcript has 5 exons. Bases 214 to 1566 code for a protein of 450 amino acids. The record is from RefSeq and is a predicted model, not a curated record. Gene Ontology annotation, biological process: carbohydrate metabolic process.
UUUGUCAUAGUGAGUGAGUUACUCUUUGACUAACAGACACUCUUUCUACCAUUACUACAAUUCUUCACUUUGUCUUCCCAUCCGUUAUUUUAUUUUUUCCCCUUAAAAAACCUUUUGUUUUCACCUUUGAAGCUACCUUUAUAACAUUAUCAUCUAUUCCUUAGAAAUUGUACAAUUACCACAUUAUUAUUAUUAGUGACUCUAAUUCAAGCCAUGUCUCCUUCCAUCCUUCUUUUCCUUUCUCUAUUCGCAAUUGCAGACUCGCAGUCCUUCGUCGGAGUUAACUACGGUCAGAUCGCCAACAAUCUACCAGCACCUGAAGUCUCCGCCAGGCUUCUCCAAUCCACCACCAUCGGUAAAGUUCGCAUUUACGGCGCCGAUCCUGCAAUUAUAAAAUCUCUUGCUAAUUCCGGCAUCGGAAUCGUCAUCGGGACCUCAAACAGCGAUAUUCCAAGUCUAGCUUCCGAUCAAAACGCGGCGAAACAGUGGGUAAACACAAACGUGUUGCCUUACUACCCUGCCAGUAACAUCAUUCUGAUUACCGUCGGUAAUGAGGUUUUAACCUCCGGUGAUCAGGGACUCGUGUCACAGCUUGUGCCAGCAAUUCGAAAUGUCCAAACUGCCCUCAGCUCGGUGUCGCUUGGUGGAAAGGUGAAGGUAUCCACCGUACAUUCAAUGGCGGUCUUGUCUCGGUCGGAUCCACCUUCGUCCGGGUCGUUCAACCCGGUUUAUCAAAACACACUCAAUCAGUUACUAGCGUUUCUGAAGGAUAACAAAUCCCCGUUUGCGGUUAAUCCGUAUCCGUUUUUCGCUUACCAGAGUGACCCGAGACCCGAAACGCUUGCGUUCUGUUUAUUUCGACCUAAUUCGGGUCGGGUUGAUUCGGGUAACGGAAAGCUUUAUACCAACAUGUUUGAUGCUCAGGUUGAUGCUGUGCAUUCUGCUCUUAGUGCAAUGAAGUAUGAUGACAUUGAGAUUGUGGUUGCUGAAACAGGAUGGCCUUCUAGUGGGGACAGCCAUGAAGCAGGACCAAGUGUAGAAAAUGCCAAGGCCUAUAAUGGGAACCUUAUUACUCAUCUUAGAUCAUUAGUUGGUACACCUUUGAUACCUGGAAAGUCCGUCGACACUUACAUUUUCGCACUCUAUGAUGAAAACCUCAAAUCUGGCCCGGGAUCCGAACGCGCAUUCGGCCUUUUUAAAACUGAUCUUACCAUGUCAUAUGAUGUCGGCUUGGCCAAAUCUAGCCAACAGAAUCCGCCGCCAACUAGUCCAGUUACUCCAGCACCUAGCACUUCAUGGUGUGUUCCAAAAGCAGGAGUUUCUGAUGCUCAAUUGCAGGCCAAUAUUGAUUAUGCAUGCAGCCAGGGAUUAGAUUGUAGACCAAUACAACCAGGAGGAGUAUGUUUUGAACCAAACACAUUACAAUCCCAUGCUGCUUUUGUAAUGAAUCUAUACUACCAAAUAUUUGGUAGAAAUCAAUGGAACUGUGAUUUCUCUCAAACAGCAACACUCACAUCCCAAAAUCCAAGUUACAAUGGUUGCAAUUAUGUUGGUGGGAGUACCUGAAAAGCAGAUGUUUCAGUUUGACCUUAGUUAAUAAAUUUUGUCUAAAUAAACUAUUAAUUUUAAUUUUAGUUUUAAUCAACAAAUAAGGGCUUAUCCUCGGCCCUUUUUUAUUUAUAACCUUUUAAUUUAGUAUGACUUUAAUUGUAAAGGCAUUUCGAUUCUGCCUUAUUCUAUUUUCUUCUUAAUAGUAUCUCCUUUGGUUUUGAGCA